Molecule: messenger RNA, 9241 nt
Organism: Amoebophrya sp. A120
Lineage: Eukaryota; Dinophyceae; Syndiniales; Amoebophryaceae
Source: the annotation of a GenBank genome assembly
AGUUCUUUUUCGUUCCGAUUCCGACGCUUUUGUUCUUUUCAACGCUUGCUCGCCAGCGCCUGUCAUCUGUUUUGCCCUUUUGUAUGAUCUUGAUGUUCUUUCUGAUGCGUUGACUCCUAAUAUCUUCGUGUUCGUUCCCCCCCGGCCCCGCCGAGUCCUCGUCUGGCCAUGACUCCGGGCACCGGUACCCUCCGGCGCGGCCGUGCUCGCGCGAAUCCUGCCGGCUUGCUCCAGCGGAGUGCGCAUUUCACCGCGGCGGACUACCAACCAUUACAUGGAAACCAGCGUCUGCAUAAUUUCCGGUGGAACUUUCUCUCCUUCCUCCUCCUCUUCUCAACAUUUUACUCAUGCUUCGCCACCAAGACCAUCGUUUUCAGCUACGACAAGCGCGAUUUCGACGAAGUGCCCUGGCUGGCCGGGUUCCGCGAGGUCAACGGGCUUUAUGCGUACCGCUGGGGCUAUGAGUACCGGUUCUACGACCGGACGAGGUUUCACUCCGACGUUAUGGCGCAAACGUGGGUGAAGGUGUUUAUACAUCGCAAACGCAUCGCGCACGUACUAGUAGUUGUAGUCAUUGCAUGACAAAUUUUUUCAGCAUUAAAAAUGAAACUUGUCGUGCUGAAUGACCUAGGAAACCAGAUUUGUCAUGGGUGACUGCAAUCAGAAGUACGGGGGCGAGAAUUUUGCGGUGGAUAGUGUUUCUCGGGUAUCAACUGGUGAUCGAGGAGUUUGGCGCUUGCGGGCACGAUAUCAAAUGCAAAUAUGUCUGGGUCUGGAAACUUGGGAUGCUAGUUUGUGAAUGAUGGGCGUGCUGCAAUACACUACCGCGCAUGGCAAGUUUUUGAGUCCCUAUGUGUUUCGCUUUGCGCAUGGCAAACUGCGUUUUUCUUUUUGCAUGACAGACAGGAGGGCUUUUUCCUCCUGCUCACGCAUUACAGAUUCAACUGUCGUGUGAGACAAGCAUGACAAACUUGCAUUCUUCCAGACCCAGACACUUUUGCAGUUGAUACACGACGCCAUGGAGGAGCUGAAAACAACCAUUCUAGGAGAGGAACUUUACCAAAAAGUGGUCCAGCCACACUCUUUAUUCUGAGUAAAAACGUCCCCGUGAUCCGCCCAGAGUUGUCAUGCAAAUCUGCAUGCCAAUCAAAAAACAAAAAGUUCGUCAUGCGGAGCCCCAUGAAAAACGUUUUCUAGUCGUGUUUUGCAAUUUGUGAUGCUAGAAUCAGCAUGAUAUGCUAGAUCUGUUAUGCUUCGGAACUAGCUAAACAGGAUUACACUACGAGGACAAUAUAAUAAACUUGUCAUGCGAAACAACCAAAGCUGGUUGAUUUGUCUAGCAGAUUUCCCAUCUUGACGCUAGUGUGGUGACAUAAUUUUUGCUCAGGAUACUCUUUCGACCACUACUACGCGGACGACGAGGACUAUGGGAGUGUCAGGAUUGAAAUCCACAAAGUUGAAAUAACUUGUAAUGCAUAAAAUGGAUGAAAGUUGUGACCCAGUUUUCAAGUGGCGCAUGACAAAUUUGGGUAGAGACGAACUCUAGUUUGUCAUGCUGUUUGGGUAAGGAAGACGCCUUUUGUCGUGCUAUUUUAGCAGCUCGGUUUCUAUCCCUCAACAGGCUUACAAUCUGCCUCACUGACCUACUCUGCAAGACAGGCACUCUGUGGGCUGCAUUUUUUGCAUCACAAAUUAUUUCAACUCUGACGAUUUCGAUCCUGACACUCCCAUAAGGACAAAGUGGAGAAAAUCCGACCGGACCCGAAGUACUUGAAGCAUAGAGGGUAUGAAAGCCUCAGGUUGGAAAUCCUCAAAGUGGAAAUAAUUUGUAAUGCAAAAAAAGAACGACGCCAGUUGAAGCGCCAUUAGUAGUCGGCGCAUGACAAAUUUCCCAGGCACUUAAAGCAUGUCUGUCAUGCAGGUUAAGGCAAAGGGGUGCCCUUCUGUCGUGCUAAGCAGCACAAGCACUCCGAUUCUUCACCCCUAGCAGGACAAUAGUCGGCCUCCAUUGCGUCCUCUGCAAUACAGUCUUUUUUGCGUCGCAUUUCAUGCAUCACAAAUCAUUUCCACUUUGAGGGUUUCCAUUCUGAGGCUUUCAUAGAGGGUCGCGACUGUUCCUCGGGGAUUUCAUGUCGGGGAAGACAGAGAAAGAGCUGCAUUUGGCGCAGCAAUGCGACAACGACUUCCAUAUCAAAUGCAAAAAUGUCUGGGUCUGGAAGAGUGCCAGGUUUGUCAUGCAUAUUUUGCAUAACCCAUGAUGCCUGUAAUGCAUGACCUAGCAUCACAGAUCGGAAACGGCCUUCUGAUGCGUAUCCCGCAUGAGAAGCGCCGACUCCGCGCAGGUGCACAAACUGAACUCCUCUUGCUGGUCAUGCAGUACACAUUUUUUCACCUUCCAAAGACAGCAUCACAAGUUGCAACCUUCCAGACCCAGACAUAUUUGCAUUCCAUAUUCCAAAUUAUGUUCCUUGACUCCGACGCGGUGUGGCACGCGCAUGAAAUUAUCCUGUGUAAAAACGUCCCCACCCCAGAGUCAAGAUGGGGAUCUCGCAACACAAAUCUCGAAACAUUGGCAGUCACGCAUGACAAGUUCUUGCAGGCCGUAGUGUAGUGAAGGUUGGCAACGACGCCCGCAUUGUAAAUCCAUCUAAUUAUGCUGUUUACAGCAUUACAAAUUCCAAAACACGAACGGAAAUGCCUAUCAUUGGCGGGAUGCGCAUCACAAAUGGUUCUGUCAUUGCAAAUCUGCAUGACAAUAAUUCUGGGGAGGUGGGGACGUUUUAACUCGGGAUAGAAAUUUCGGUUGAGUCCCUCUUUCCGGAGGAACUGCUAAAAACCGGGGGGAUGAUCGCGACGGCCGCAGACGUAUUCAUUGCAAAAGUAUCGUACGCGUAGUAAUUGCAGUCAUGCAUUACAAAUUUAUUUUUUUCUAAGCUAAAUCCGCAUGACAAAUUCCAUUUGUCAUGCUGAGCGAAUUUGUAUUGCAAUUACUACUAGUACUACGAUACUUUUGCAAUUCAUAAGACGUUUCUGGCGUUGGCGUGCCGUUACCGCAUACCAACGCGUGGGUUGUCCGGGGAGAGUUGGGUCGGGAGUAUCUGCGGAAGUGGCGGUUAUGGGAGUGUCAGGAUUGAAAUCGACAAAGUUGAAAUAUAAAUAAGUAACUUGUAAUGCACAAAAUCGAUACCAGUUGGAAGCCCAAUUUCCAAGCGGCGCAUGACAAAUUUCGGCACCGUCUAUUAAAUCCAGGCUCUCAUGCUGUUUAGGGGCCCCAGAAGGCGUCUUUUGUCAUGCUACUUUAGCAGCUCUAUCGCAGACCACAAACAGGCUGACUGUCGGCCACACUUAUCAUCCCUGCAAGAGAGGCACUGCAAGCGUUGCAAUUUAUGCAUCACAAACCAUUUCAACUUUGACGAUUUCGAUCCUGACGCUUCCAUAGCGGUAUCAGUUCAAGUACAUCCGGCACAUGUGGACACUAUGAAAGCCUCAGGUUGGAAAUCUUCACAGUGAAAGUAAUUUGUAAUGCAAAAAGACGACUCCGGUUGAAGCGCCAUUUCUAGUCGGCGCAUCACAAAUCUCCCGGGCACUCAAAGCAUGUCUGUCAUGCUGGUUCGUGCAAGGGGGUGCCCUUCUCUCGUGCUAGUCAGCACCCCAAUUCUUAAUCCGUAAGAAGGACAAUAGUCGGCCUCAGUUGUGUCCUCUGCAAUACAGUCUCUUUUGCGUCGCAUUUCAUGCAUCGCAAAUUUAAAUUGUUUCCACUUUGAGGAUUUCCGUUCUGAGGCUUUCAUAGACACAAACGGCCGGGGAAAUGGACACCUGCGCCGGGGAAAAGAGGUGGAAAUGUACCAGCUUUGUGUUGGAGAAGAAGGAAAACUUCGACGAGGAGAGAGCAACUACGCAGCUUGCGUCUUCAUCUUCAGCCUCACCAAGUUCAACUUCUAGCGCCGGCGCAACUACAGAAGUAACCGCCCUCCAUAUCCUGAGUAAAAACGUACCCACACCAGAGUCAGGAUGGGGAUUUUGCAACACAAACCUAGGAGUUUUGUGAGUCACGCAUGACAAGUUGCACUCCGCAGUGUAGUGCAGGUUAGCAAGUGCUGCAGCCGCGUCACAGAUUCAUCUGCUCAUCCUGUUCACAGCAUCACAAAUUCCAAAACACGAUUGGAAAUGGCUCUCAUGCGGAUGCGCAUUACAAGUCUUCCUGUCUUUGCAAAUCUGCAUUACAACUCUGGCGUGGGUACGUUUUUACUCAGGAUACUCCAGAAGUCUCUCACCGCCGCAGCCCCGCGGGACUGCAUCUACCCCUACCACUAUCCUAUGUAACAACGUCCCCACGCCAUACGUCAAGAUGGGGAAUCGGCUAGACAAAUCCACAAGUUUUGGCUGAUUUGCAUGACAAAUUUGGGCUCGCCGCGUAGUUCUGUUUGAGGUACUAGCUCAGCAGCAUCACAGAUCUAGUAUAUCGUGCUGAUUGGACCUUGACAAAUUCCAAAAAACGGCCAGAGAGUGCUUCUCAUGGGGCUCCGCAUGAGAAACAUUCUCAGCAUGCAGAUUUGCAUUACAACUAUGGCGUGGGGACGUUUGUAAAUACGAUAACCACGGCUACGACCCCAUGUCGCUGCUGUCUCUCAUAGCGGAGUCGGCCUAUUGGGACGAGAAAACCCACCGCGUGAAGUUCCGCGGUUUCGAGAUUCCCGCGUGGUCGAGAAUGAAUCUAUGAGAGCAGUGCACAACUACUCCCCCUCGUUCUCAUGAAUUUCUCAUGCAAAACACCACCUCCAGACUCUCCCCCCUGUCACUACUAUGCAUGACAAGUUCUGGUAGGAGCCCAAAUUAUAGCACUACUACAUUCCUCCAAACUAAAUUUGUCAUGCAAAACCGGCAUUCUUGCUGAUGCUUGUAUUGCCGUCCAUGCUACGCAAAUGAGGGGGAGGGGGACGAGUUGUGUACUGUUAUAGAAUCUCCCCGCCCCCUGGAACAUCGCGGUUCGACCGAUGCCUAACGGGAAAUGGGUGAAUGGAACGCUGGGGCACCACUUAUGGACGUGUCAGAGUUGAAAUCGACAAAGUUGAAAUAAUUUGCCAUGCAUAAAAUGGAUGCCAGUUUGAACCCAGUUUUCAAGUGGCGCAUGACAAAUUUUGGUGGUCCCUAAAUCCAGUUUGUCAUGCUGUUUGGGCAAAGAAGAGCGAUUUUUUCAUGCUACUCUAGCUGCUCGAUCUGUAACCCCAAACAGGCUGGCAAUCGGCUUCACUUGCCUGCUUUGCAACACACGUACCUCGGGUCAUGCAUUUUAUGCAUUACAAAUUAUUUCAACUUUGACGAUUUCAAACCUGACGCUUCCAUACCACUUCCUGACCCUCGAACACGACGACACGGAGCUGACGUACAGACGAUGGAAUGCAAAUAUGCCUGAAUGUCUGGAGGGUACCAACUUGUGAUGCUGUCUUUGGACGCUAACAAAAUCUGUAUUGCAUGAAGACCUUUGCGCUACGCGGAAAUAGUUCACUUUGCGCUACGCGGAGUGGGCAUUAUUUCUCAUGUGGAAUACGCAUCGGAAGGCACCUGAAAAUAGAUCUGUGAUGCUAGGUCAUGCAUUACAGGCACGAUGGGUUGUGCCAAAUAUGCAUGACAAACCUGGCAAUCAUCCAGAGUCCAGACAUAUUUGCAUUUGAUACAGACAGAACCAGUACUACAUCUGGUGGAAAAGACGCAGAUCAGGGUUGAAGACGAAGAAGUGGUGGGUGACGCCUUCAUCUACUACGAGUGCUGCAGCUACACCAUAUCUAGGAAAAAACACCCAUCCCCAUCCAUGUUCUUUUGCAUGAGAAAGUACGCUGGAAGUGAUGUUGCAUGUUGUUGAGCAUGACAAAUUGGAUGGUGGAGUUGGGCGGGAUGGGUCUUUAUUUGUGGAUACACGAACAGGUGGCGCGACUACAACCUCUGGUGCAGAGUCGACAACAGAUGAAAUCUAUGAAAACGAAUUGCAAAAGUAUCGUACUUGUAUAAAUGCAUAUACAAAUUUCCUCGGCAUGGGAAAUGAAAUUUGUAAUGCGGAUUUACCUUAGGAAAAAGAUUUGUGAUGCAUGAUUGCAAUACGAGUGCGAUCCUUUUGCACAGGAUGAAAUCAAGCAGUGCUCCGCCCAGUCCCACGACGCGCAGUGCGUGGCCGAUUUGAUCAAGCAGCGCGGGGAAGAUUUUCUGAAGACCCUCGGCCGCGAGCAGCUGCUGACCCAUCAGGUCGCCGGGAACCCGACUAUGAAAACGGAUUUCAUGAUGAAAAUGAUGGGCCACGACUUGAUCGACCACGACCCGAAUUCCCGCGCGCCGGAGCUCCGCCCGACGUUCACGGUGAAAAGGCCACUGCUCUCUGUAUGAAAGCCUCAGGUUGGAAAUCCUCAAAGUGGAAAUAAUUUGUAAUGCAAAAAAACGAUUCCAGUUCGAACGCCAUUUGUAGUCGGCGCAUGACAAAUUUCCCGGGUUGUACUCAAAACGUGUCUGUGAUGCUAGUUAGGCAAAGGGGUGCCCUUCUGUCGUGCUAAUCAGCAGCCCAAUUCUGAACCCGUAGAAGCACAAUAGUCGGCCUCCAUUGCGUCCUCUGCAAUACAGGGGCUUUUGCGUAGCAUUGCAUGCGUCACAAAUUAUUUCCACUUUGAGGAUUUCCAACCUGAGGCUUUCAUACUCUGCCGGUGUGGAGGACGAGGAGAACGAGAAAACAUUAUCGGAAUACAACGAGAGAUCCAUGGACAGCAAGCAGGCUCUCGUCGGCCUCGCGACCCACAUGCACCUGUCAGAACACGGGGAGCACGACGCGUCGGUAAUGAACACGAGAAGGAUACUGCAAGGAAAAAUCCCCCCUCUUGAUACUGAAAGUGCACCAGUCUGAAAUUUUGUGAUGCAGAUUUGUGACCACAAAUCGGGUCUGUCUUGCAGGAAGGCGCGCGCAGGCUGUCCGCCACGUUAUGCAGGCGCGUUGUAAUGCUGUAAGGCCUACAGGGCAGCCGCCUACCAUGCUAGGCUCCUACGCGAAAAGGUCCGCUCCUGGGUUUAGGAUCUGCGUGCAGUCCUCUACUUCUGCAAGAACACAAAUUUGAUUUGUGUAUCCAAAUCCAGCGUCAGAAAUUCGGUUUUGCGAUGGGGAGGGGGGAUUUUUCCUUUUGAGAGAGGAACGACAACAAGAAGAUGGUCACCAUCGCGGACAAAUCCUACCCGGUCGUCUACCCGGUGCGGUGGGUUCUCUGUGCGCACUUCCACUGGAAGAACUAUCGCAAGAAAAAACUGUUUCACUGUGAACCUGUGAUGCAGAGAACGAAACGCCAAAGUGUUUGUCUUGCUACACCUGCAACACAAUGGAUUAUUAACCGUGUUUUCCCUUGGGAAACGCGCAUGGCAAAUUUUCUGUGCCAUGUGUAACAAACUUGUGACGCAGAUCUUGCAAUAAAACCAUCACAGUGAAACAGUUUUUUCCUGCGAUAAGAACCGGGCGAACUACACUAUGCACAACUGCGACCAGCAGCGCUACACGCCGCUGACGUUUCUGUAUUUCACGGAUGAAUACAUGCGGAGACACUGGUACGCAAGAAAAAAACUGUGUAAGUGUAACUCUGUGAUGCAGAACAUGCAACAGAGUCACACCUGUCAUGCCAGGCAACCACGAAGUCCUCUUUUCGUGUUCGUCUUCCCUCAGGAGCCACGCAUGACAGGUUUUCUCUGGUGAUGUCAUGUAGAGCAUAUUUGUGAUGCUGUCAGCCAAAGAAAGUUACAGUAACACAGUUUUUUUCUUCCAUAACUGGCCCGCCGUGAAGUUCACCAGCAGGCCGAGCUGGCUGCUGCGGAUCGACCGGUUGAAGCUGGAGCAGGAGGAGGCGUAUCAAAUGCCAAUAUGUCUGGGUUUGGAAGGAUACAAGCUUGUCAUGCUGCCUCUGGAUUCUACAAAAAUCUGUAUUGCAUGAGCAGCAACAGCAGUCCAGUUUUGAUUACGCAGACAGAGUAUUACUUCUCAUGCGGUAGAGGCAUGAGGAAGCCGAAGCCCUCGCAUCAAAAUCUGUGAUGCUAGGGCAUGCAUCGCAGACAAGACAUCCCGGGUCUUCCAAAAUCUACAUGACAAACUCCUACACCCUUCCGGACCCAAACACUUUUGCAGUUGAUAAGGCGGAUAGGCGGAUCCUAACCGAGCCUGAUUUACUUGAGAAAAACGUCACGCUGCGAAAACUGAAAGACACCUGGAUCGAGCCGGAGGCCAAGCAGCGCAGCGAGUUGAUCACGCUGUUCGAGUAUCCUCAGCAAAAACGGGCGGGCCCACACCCCAUAGUCAACGAUUCUUGGUAAAUUUGCAAUACAAGAAGUUUCCAAGUUAAAGUUUUGGAAGUUAUGCAGCAUGAGGACAAGUGUAGUGCGGCUUGUGCUUACGCUUAGCGAGGACAGCCGCAUCACAAAGAUGCCUGCUCAUUCCGCUUACUGCAUUACAAAUCCCAGAACACGACUACAAAGGAAUCCCUCUCAUGCGGAGGACGCGAAUCUCCGUGACAACUAUGGGAUCAGGCCGUUGUUUUUACACAGGAUAACGAGCGGUGGGCCUACGCGGGCCUGUUGAAGUCCGUACAAAGAGCGCCGGUGGAGGUGGGCCUGUAUCCGCAGGGAGAUUUGGGGGUGUUUGAAAAGAUCGCCAGGAUAUUCCUAUGCAUUGCAAAAGUACAGUACUUCUCGUAUAUAAAUGCAUUACAAAUUUCCUCAGCAUGAGAAAUAAAAUUUGUAAUGCUGAUUUACCUAUAACAGAAAGAUUUUGCAUGUGUGACGUAAUGAGUACGAUACUUUUGCGCUCGAUAAUUCCCGAGCACGGCGAACGUGUUUGGGCGGGACGAGCAUUUUCCGGUGUUGAAGCCGUCCGAAGUGCAGGAAGUGAUCGACCUGCAAGAUGCGCUGGAGCACGGGCCGUUUGAGAAGAUUGACGAAACCUUGCUGUUGGAGGAAACCUUGGCAAGGGCGGAGUCGAAGGGAGCGCUGGUGUUGGAUUUGGCAUAGCUUAGUGAAGGGAGGGUCCUUGCGUUAUUGUUGAAAUAAUCGCUUUCCAUUGGCUUGUUUUGAGCAAGGAAAGUAGGUAGGGUGAUAUGGAUGUUGUAGACUGCGCUUUUAUAAUUUCUGGUUUUUCUGGAUGUUGCAGCUUCAUUUGCAGUCCGUCGCAUCGUCUCCAACAGGCUGUUGCACCACAGAAGCGUCAUGCCGAUGAUCCCUAGCGUUUUCUUCG